This is a messenger RNA of Drepanopeziza brunnea f. sp. 'multigermtubi' MB_m1, 1986 nucleotides long. RefSeq lists its product as uncharacterized. The record is from RefSeq and is a predicted model, not a curated record. Gene Ontology annotation, molecular function: DNA-binding transcription factor activity; sequence-specific DNA binding. Gene Ontology annotation, cellular component: nucleus. Gene Ontology annotation, biological process: positive regulation of transcription by RNA polymerase II. Lineage: Eukaryota; Fungi; Ascomycota; Leotiomycetes; Helotiales; Drepanopezizaceae.
AUGAAUCACGGCCCGCAGGAGAUGUAUUAUCCCAUUUCGAACGGCCAGCCUCCGGCACCCCAAACCGUCACAUCCUCCGGUGGUAUGGGACAUUACCCGCAACAGCACCAGCACCAGCACCAGCACCAGCAGCCCCCGUUGUUGCAACCGGGGCCGGCGCAAUACUCCCCGGCGCCGCAUCCAUACCCCCAAUAUGGCUACCAAAACGGUCUGACCUCCCCGCAAUCCGCAGGCCACCAGGUUUCGGGCGCGAUGGGCCCGCAAGGAAAUGUGUUGCCCUUGCCAGCCAUUGGUCAACCGAUGCCGGGCCCCGGGUAUGGCGCGGCGCAACCCGGAUUUGAUACUACGGGACAAGUCGCUCCUCCGGGCAUGAAGCCGAGGGUCACGGCGACGUUGUGGGAAGACGAGGGCAGUCUGUGCUUUCAAGUCGAGGCGAAGGGUGUUUGCGUUGCCAGACGCGAGGAUAACCAAAUGAUCAACGGGACGAAACUGUUGAAUGUGGCUGGCAUGACGCGAGGCCGCAGAGAUGGUAUCCUGAAGAGUGAAAAGAUGAGACACGUGGUCAAGAUUGGCCCCAUGCAUCUCAAAGGAGUCUGGAUUCCAUAUGAUCGAGCUCUCGACUUUGCGAACAAGGAAAAGAUUACGGAAUUGUUAUAUCCUCUGUUCGUCCAUAACAUCGGGGCUCUCCUGUAUCAUCCCACAAACCAGACUCGGACGAACGCGGUCAUGGCAGCUGCCGAGAAGAGGAAGCUGGAGCAAAACCAGAUGCGAAAUCUUCAAGCGCCAGGCCUUCCAUCUCUCCAUCAACACCAUCACCAUUCUAUGAACAGCUCGAUAGGCGGUUCCCUGCCUGGCUCCCAACACUCGAUCGCGCCGCACCCUAAUGUAGGCCGUCCAGGAAUGGAUAGAGCGCACACAUUCCCAACUCCGCCGACAAGUGCUUCGAGCGUAAUGGGGAACAUGGGGAGCUCAGACGGCAACUUUCAAUGGGGUCCACCGGGACCGAUGGGUGGUGUCCAAGGUACAAAUUCCCUGUCUAUAGACACGGGUCUGAGCAACACACGUUCAAUGCCAACUACUCCAGCAACGACACCUCCAGGAAACUCGAUUCAGGGUAUGCAACAAUACCAGCAAAGCUCACAGCAACCCUACGACUCCUCGCGGCAGAUGUACUCGGCUCCCCCGCCUCAACAGAAUGCCUACCCGCAAUCUGCGCCGGGUCAGCAAGACAUGUCAAGGUACCCUCAACCAAACGCGUAUAUCAAGAAUGAGAUGGGCCCCCCCACAGGCAGAGCUCCUGAGUCGGAAAAUGGCCACCACGAUCCCAAAGACAGCAACGGCAUGAUCCACCACGGCCAAGGUCAAAACCAGGUUGGGCACAGCCAGGGUGAGGAUGAGGCAGAUCAUGAGCACGAAGCAGAGUAUACCCAUGGAAAUCCAGCAAGCUAUGAUUCCAGUAGAGGACCAUACAGCUACUCCCAUGGCUCUGCCGUAGGCGGUUUACCGGGAGAGCAUACACACCUAUCGCCUGAGAUGACCGGCUCCCCCAACCACCCAGCAUCUGGACGCGCAACGCCGAGAACAGCGUCUGCUCCUCAACCCUACUUCACCAGCCAACAACAAGGAUACAACACCCCUCCGCGAGUUCAGCCGCCAUCCAGUAAUCUUUAUAAUGUAAUCAGUAGUGAGCGUGGAACCGCGAAUGGUAGCACCGGUGGUGACGUGUACGCCCCUCAGCCUGAUAUGGGUAACUCAAUGUCGAAUGGCUACGCCGCACAGCAACCCGUGAUGAACGGAGCCCCAGCCAGUAACAAGCGUGGACGCGAUGACGAGGACGAUGGUCGACCUUCCAGCAGAGGGCCAGGCGGUGAGAUGGACUUGAAGAGACGGAAAACGAUACGCGAAGGAUCCGUCUCUGGACCUCCAAGUUACGAUCCCGCUCCUCUGAACCGCGCCCGAACCACCGUCACCCAAAGACGGCGAUGA